This is a messenger RNA of Nannizzia gypsea CBS 118893, 1644 nucleotides long. Its product is annotated as pre-mRNA cleavage complex II protein Clp1. Gene Ontology annotation, cellular component: nucleus; mRNA cleavage factor complex. The record is from RefSeq and is a predicted model, not a curated record. The transcript is spliced from 3 exons. Bases 1 to 1644 code for a protein of 547 amino acids. Lineage: Eukaryota; Fungi; Ascomycota; Eurotiomycetes; Onygenales; Arthrodermataceae. Gene Ontology annotation, biological process: tRNA splicing, via endonucleolytic cleavage and ligation. Gene Ontology annotation, molecular function: polynucleotide 5'-hydroxyl-kinase activity.
AUGUCGCUACCAGGUUUGGAGCUCUCACAGCCCACCGUGGAAGCCCAGAGAGCUCCCGCAGCACCAGUACAGCAUACCCUUUCCCAAGGCUCAGAAUGGAGAUUUGAAGUCGCGUAUGGGAACUCAGUCAGAGUGAAGUUAUUGUCCGGCACUGCAGAACUGUUUGGAACGGAACUAGCUACGUCGCAAACCUAUACCUUCUCAGGAACAAAAGCUGCCAUAUACACUUGGCAUGGAUGCACGUUGGAAGUAACAGAGGGGGAUUCAGUUGCUUUAGGGGUCAUAGGGAGUGUCCCUGCUCCUUCUGGACCAGGCAGCGGAGGAUGUCAAGUGGAAUAUACCGCUGAAGAGACCCCAAUGGUUGACUAUGCGAACGUACACUUUGCACUCGAAACUAUGCGGGAUGAGGCGAAGGCUAGCGGUCGAGGCGGGCCCCGUGUGUUGAUUCUAGGACCAGAGGAUGCGGGGAAGACGAGCCUAGCGAAAAUAUUGACGGGUUACGCGACAAAGAUGGGCCGUCAGCCAUUUGUGGUUAACCUUGAUCCAUCAGAGGGAAUGUUGAGUCUGCCCGGUACCUUGACAGCAACAGCUUUCCGGACGCUUAUCGAUGUUGAACAAGGGUGGGGGAGUAGUCCGUUGUCUGGACCAACGCCCAUACCAGUCAAACUGCCACUGGUAUACUUUUACGGCUUACGGAGCCCUCUGGGUGGAGGGGAGGAACUAUAUAAAUCUAUUGUUUCAAGACUCGCUCUGACCGUUGCGGGCCGACUGGCUGAAGAUGAGGAGGCAAAGGAGGCCGGAAUCAUUGUUGAUACCCCAGGAGAAAUCAGUCAAGGAAAAGGUAAUGGAGAGGAUAUUAUUAACCAUAUAGUUACAGAAUUUUCAAUUUCAACAAUUCUUGUUCUUGGUUCGGAACGUCUCUAUAGUACGAUGGUCAAGAACUAUGACGGGAAGCCGAUUUCUACAACCUCUACAAUGCCAGUAUCAGAUGAGAAGAUAUCGGUAGUCAAACUUUCCAAGUCAGGGGGCUGCGUUGAUCGUGAUGAGUCUUUCAUGAAAUCUACUCGUGAAUCUCAAGUUCGGUCAUAUUUCUUCGGAACGGCUGCCCCGUCAACUGCAUCUUCGGCUCUUUCUACUGCUCCUGGUUCAGUCAUAUCCCUCUCCCCUCACGGCCAACAUGUUGACUUUGAGAACCUAUCUAUUUACAGUAUCACCAUCAACAGUGAUGAGUACGAUGGCAUGAAGCAUAUAACGAAUUCUACAAACGAGUUCUCAUUUCUACCUGGUGGUAGCAACGAUGAUGGAGAGGACGACACCCCUACGUCAGCUGCCGGUUUAGCCCCUGGUCCGUCAUCAACAGGUCUCCCUUUCCAACAAAUACCUUUUAAAAAGCUGGCUGCUACAGCCGAUUCUCCUGUCUCACAAGCACUGGAAAACACAUUAUUGGCAAUUACCCAUGCUCCUCCGAAUGCACCAUUGAAUGAAAUUCGGGAUGCUAGCAUUAUGGGAUUCCUCUAUGUUGCCGGCGUAGAUUCUAAGAAAGGGAAGCUCAGGUUAUUGUCCCCAGUGGCUGGGAGAGUGCCCGCGAGAGCAAUAAUAUGGGGUAAUAAAUGGCCCGGGGAAGUCCUUGGGCUAGUGGGAUAG